This is a messenger RNA of Harpia harpyja (harpy eagle), 2072 nucleotides long. It is a transcript of the gene MUTYH, whose product is annotated as mutY DNA glycosylase. Gene Ontology annotation, biological process: base-excision repair; mismatch repair. Gene Ontology annotation, cellular component: nucleus. The transcript is spliced from 16 exons. The coding region runs from base 122 to 1672 and encodes 516 amino acids. Gene Ontology annotation, molecular function: adenine/guanine mispair binding; purine-specific mismatch base pair DNA N-glycosylase activity; oxidized purine DNA binding. The record is from RefSeq and is a predicted model, not a curated record. NCBI's taxonomy places the organism in Eukaryota, Metazoa, Chordata, Aves, Accipitriformes, Accipitridae.
CUCCGAUUUGUCCCCGCGCGGGGGCGGGGCGCUGGAAGGGAAACAUUUUCCCGCGAAAGUCUCACGUGGCGCCGCGCCGCCCCUGCGCCCCAGCCCCGCCGGGGAGCGGCCCGGCCCGGCCAUGAGCCAGCUCCGGGCGGCGGCGGCGGCGGCUGGCAGGGGUCUCCGGCGGAGCGGCGGGAGGGCGGCCCCGCCUGCGGGGCGGAGCAGGAAGGGCGCGUCGUCCCGCGGAGGGGCCCCAGCUCCAGCGCCUGCUCCGCCGCCCGCCCAGCAUCUCUUCAGCGACCCGGCUGAGAUCGAGGCCUUGCGCGGGAACCUGCUCGCUUGGUACGACAAAUGCAAGCGGGACCUUCCCUGGAGGACACUGGCAGCAGCUGAGACGGAUGCCGACAGACGGGCGUACGCAGUGUGGGUGUCUGAGAUCAUGCUCCAGCAGACGCAGGUGGCUACAGUGAUCGACUACUACAACCGCUGGAUGCAGAAGUGGCCGACGCUGCAGGCUCUGGCGCAGGCGUCCCUGGAGGAGGUGAACGAGCUGUGGGCUGGACUUGGCUACUACUCGAGAGGGAAACGUCUUCAGGAGGCAGCAAGGAAGGUGGUGUCCGAGCUGGCCGGCCGGAUGCCCAGGACAGCUGAAGACCUGCAGAAGCUGCUGCCAGGGGUGGGCCGAUACACGGCAGGAGCCAUUGCAUCCAUCUCAUACGGGCAGGCUACCGGCGUUGUGGAUGGGAACGUGAUUCGGGUCCUGUGCCGCCUGCGGUGCAUCGGUGCUGACUCCAGCAGCCCGGCCGUUGUCGACCGGCUCUGGGACAUGGCCAAUGCCCUGGUAGACAGGAGCCGCCCGGGGGAUUUUAACCAAGCCCUGAUGGAGCUGGGGGCAACUGUGUGUGUGCCCAAGGCCCCGCUGUGUGGGGAGUGCCCCGUGAAGCAGCACUGCCGAGCACGGAGCAGGGUGGAGAAGGAGCUGGCCUUUGCCUCUCAGAAGCUGUUUGGAAAACCCGCCCCAGUGCCUGAUGUUGAGGACUGUGGUGUUGGGGGCUGCCCCCUGUGCCCCCCAGCCGCGGAGCCGUGGGACAGCAGCCUGGGGGUGACCAACUUCCCCCGGAAAGCAGCGAAGAAGCAGCCACGGGCAGUGCGAACGGCCACGUGUGUGCUGGAGCGGAGGGGCUGCCAUGGGGCCCCGGAGUACCUCAUUGUGCAGAGACCCAGCUCGGGUCUCCUGGCUGGGCUCUGGGAGUUCCCAAGUCUCACGCUGGCUCAGGAUCUGCAGGAGGAGAAGCAGAGGGAGGCACUGGCAGAUCACCUCCAGGCCUGGACAGGGCGGCCCGUGGCAGCCAGAAGCCUGCGGCUCAUCGGAGAGGUCAUCCACAUCUUCUCUCACAUCCACCAGACGUAUGUGGUCUACUCCCUGCCCCUGGACGGGGACGUGACGCUGGACCCUGCCUUGUCCCCAUCCCGCUGGGUGACGGAGGAGGAGUUCCAUGCCUCGGCUGUGUCCACAGCCAUGAAGAAGGUGCUGAAAGCACAUGAGAAGCAGUGUGGGAAGGAGAGCAGCCAGGUGGGCAACGGCUCCAAGCGGAAGCGGGGGGCAAAAACACAGGGAGCAGGCAGCACCUGCCCUGGGACACAGCUCUCCCUCCGCGCCUUCCUCCAGGCACCGACUGCCCCAUGAUGGCACCUUCCAUGUAUGAGACCACCAGAGACCCGUGCUGUGCGUCCACUGGCUUCCCCAGCUCCCCCGUGGGAGUUGCACCUUGAUGUGGCCUGGAGCCAGGCUUGCCCUCCCUCCUUGGCUGGAGCCCUCCUGGGGUUAUUCAGCCCCGUACAGCCACUGCUCCGGCACCGUGGACUCAUGGCAGCAGGGGUUUCUCUCCAGCAGCAGGAAGGCUGCGGUCACAUCACUCCCACAGCCCGGUACCUGGCUGCCUGCCUGCACCUCGUCCACCAGCCAGCAAUUGUGGAUGCUGCUGUACUCUUCCCAGCCUCCCGUAGCCCUUUUUAUACACUUGUUUUUACUGAACCUGAGCCACGGGCUUUCUAAUAAUAAAUCUAAAGCAUGUGCAGUUUUUAAA